Molecule: messenger RNA, 2123 nt
Organism: Bufo bufo (common toad)
Lineage: Eukaryota; Metazoa; Chordata; Amphibia; Anura; Bufonidae
Gene: AUP1
Product: AUP1 lipid droplet regulating VLDL assembly factor
Exons: 12
Coding region: 183-1370 (395 amino acids)
Cellular component (GO): membrane
Molecular function (GO): ubiquitin binding
Source: RefSeq, a predicted model, not a curated record
GCUGGCGGGGGCCCCUGUGAGAGCGGGGCCACAGCUACUAUUUAGGAGCGGAAAGAAGUGGGGGCGCCUCAACUGUGAAGGCGGAGGAGAGUUCACUGACGUCAGUACUGUGCUGGAUGAUGUCAUCAGACAGGUUAGUUCUGGCAGUAUAGAGAACGUCACUACUACUCUCAUCAUCCCACAUGGAGCAACCUGGGCUGGAGCAAAUGCUGGAUGGGCAGCGGUUUCCGGUGGAGCUGCUGUCCCGAGGUCUGCUCCUCCUGUACGCUCCCCUCGGGCUCUGCCUCUUCUUGCUGCGUCUCUUCAUUGGAGCCCAUGUGUUUCUGGUCAGCUGCGUCCUGCCCGACUGCGCCAUCAGAAGGUUCCUGGUGCGGGUCAUGUGCUCGGUGCUCGGGGUCCUCGUCUCUCAGUCUGGAGAACCGGAUCGCGCUCGGAAGAUUUUCGUCUCCAAUCACUUAACCUUUAUUGACCACAACGUCCUUAGUCUCCUCACUUCGUGCACCACCCCAUCGGUGUCCUGUCCUCCUGGGUUUCUCUGCUGGGCUCGAGGAUUCCUGGAACUUGGGGCCCCUGGGAGCCAAACUCAACUGCAGGAGUCUCUGAAGCAUUUUCUCUCUCAGACGGGGAGUCCUCCGCUCCUGCUGUUCCCCGAGGAGGAGACGACUAACGGCAGAGCCGGCCUUCUGCACUUCAGCUCGUGGGCGUUCUCGCUGUCGGACUCUGUGCAGCCUGUGGCCCUGCGGGUGAGCCGACCCCUCGUACCUGUGGCGGUGCCUGGCUCGCCCUGGUGCGUUGAGUUGUUCUGGACGCUCUUCUCCCUGUACACAGUUUAUCAUGUAAGAUGGUUGCUGCCCGUGUACCGUGCACCCAGAGAGUCAGAUGAAGACUUUGCCUCCCGUGUUCAGAAGCUGUUGGCGCAUUCACUUGGUGUCCAUGGCACAAAGCACACGGCUGCAGAUAGAGCAGAACAUAUGAAGAGGAGGAGGAAAGAGCCCCCACCCCGCAGCCGCCACAACCCGCCCACCGCGUCUACAGCCGCAAGUCACAUGGCGCAGCGCGUGAAAGAAGUGUUACCCCAAGUGCCGCUCUCUGUAAUUCACCAGGACCUGGCUCUGACCGGUUGUGUAGACGCCACAAUCACAAACCUUAUAGAAGGACGAGUCCCUUUUGAACCUGAAGCAGAAUCUGCUGGGAGUGAGGAGCCGGGGCGUGCCGCGAACAACAAGCUGAUACCCAGGGGAUUUGCCCGGAGACCAGAGGACAGACACUUGUCGUUACAGGAGCGGAAGGAGGUGCUGUAUGACUGUGCUCGGAGGAGGUACCUGGAGAAGUAUGGAGGAGUCGCUGCAGCCAAGAAGAAGAGCGAUUGAUAGGAACGUGGGGCUCGGGAGGGGGCUUGGGUCAUACAAUAAUGAGCGGUGGGGGGGGAGGACUAGUACCGGGGCCCCAGAGCUGGCAGCCACACGUGGGGGGAUCCGGGGCCCCAGAGCUGGCAGCCACACGUGGGGGGAUCCGGGGCCCCAGAGCUGGCAGCCACACGUGGGGAGAUCUGGGGCCCCAGAGCUGGCAGCCACACGUGGGGAGAUCCGGGGCCCCAGAGCUGGCAGCCACACGUGGGGAGAUCCGGGGCCCCAGAGCUGGCAGCCACACGUGGGGAGAUCCGGGGCCCCAGAGCUGGCAGCCACACGUGGGGAGAUCUGGGGCCCCAGAGCUGGCAGCCACACGUGGGGAGAUCCGGGGCCCCAGAGCUGGCAGCCACACGUGGGGAGAUCCGGGGCCCCAGAGCUGGCAGCCACACGUGGGGAGAUCCGGGGCCCCAGAGCUGGCAGCCACACGUGGGGAGAUCCGGGGCCCCAGAGCUGGCAGCCACACGUGGGGAGAUCCGGGGCCCCAGAGCUGGCAGCCACACGUGGGGAGAUCCGGGGCCCCAGAGCUGGCAGCCACACGUGGGGGGGAACUGGAGCCAUGUCUGGGGUUCCUCUUACAGACACCUGUAUGGGGUCAUGUUGCUUCCUCUGCUGCUGGUUUGUGAUGAUGAGAGUUGUAGUGGGAGUGUCUGACCGCUGUCCCGGGAUUACUGUAAAUAAUGAGCAUAUUUUAUAUAAAAUAAAGUGUAAUUCUGA